Messenger RNA from Pseudophryne corroboree (corroboree frog), 1681 nucleotides. It is a transcript of the gene LIPI, whose product is annotated as lipase I. Lineage: Eukaryota; Metazoa; Chordata; Amphibia; Anura; Myobatrachidae. The coding region runs from base 115 to 1539 and encodes 474 amino acids. The record is from RefSeq and is a predicted model, not a curated record. Gene Ontology annotation, biological process: lipid catabolic process. The transcript has 10 exons. Gene Ontology annotation, molecular function: carboxylic ester hydrolase activity; glycerophospholipase activity; protein binding.
GAGAGCUUCCUGCCUGCUGUCACUGAGGCAGGAGAGCAGGGAAGAUAACCGGGAGCUGCCCUUGUGUGGUGGGUACCAACUGUUUCAUGAACUCUGACAGCAUAAUCUGCACCUAUGCAGCUGAAGAUGUACCUGCUCCUGCAUUGGAUUCUCUUAUGUCUGAUGUACUCGGUGAAACCUGAGUCGGAUGAAACAUGCCACCAAUUUACAGACCUGAAUUUACCAGAUGCGAUUGUCGGCACAGACCUAGAGGUGAAAUUGCUGCUUUACACUAGAGAAAACGCAAACUGUGCUGGGGAUCUAAACAAGGAAAACACAACGGCCUUCCAGUAUCUGAAUGUAACUAGGAAAACAAUAUUUAUCACCCACGGGUACAGGCCCACAGGAUCCCCUCCUGUAUGGCUAGAUGAGAUCGUACAGAAACUGCUCGCCACUGAUGACUUCAAUAUCAUCUUAGUUGACUGGAACCGAGGAGCCACAACAGUGCUGUACCACAUUGCUGCCGCCAAAAGCCGGCAAGUUGCAGAUAUACUGAAAUCUCUCAUUGACACCAUGCUGAGCCAAGGGGGUUCCCUGGACUCCAUCUAUAUGAUAGGAGUCAGCCUUGGGGCACAUAUCUCUGGGUUUGUUGGAAAAAUGUACAAUGGUUCUAUCGGCAGAAUAACUGGUCUGGAUCCCGCUGGUCCGCUAUACAAUGGGAAGCCGCCGGAAGACAGAUUACACUACACUGAUGCAAAGUUUGUGGAUGUCAUUCACUCAGACACUGAUGGUCUUGGCUAUAAGGAAACUUUAGGUCAUAUUGAUUUCUACCCAAAUGGAGGAACUGAUCAGCCGGGUUGUCCUAGAACCAUUUUAUCAGGAUCCGAAUACUUCAAGUGUGAUCACCAGCGGUCAGUGUUUCUGUACAUCUCAUCCUUAAAUGACACUUGUAGCAUUUUCACAUUUCCAUGCGGAGAUUACAGAGAUUACAGGAUAGGAAAAUGCCUGGAUUGCAAAGAGUACGCACCACUCACCUGCCCAGUUUUAGGCUUUCAUGCUGAUAAGUGGAAGAAAUAUCUGGUGGUGAAGAACCCUCCAGUGACGAAAGCUUUUUUUGACACCGCGUCGAUGAAACCAUUUUGCAUAUUCCAUUAUCACUUGGACUUCAUUACAUCGAAUACUAAAACACGGAGGGGUUACAUUACCAUUAAACUGGUGUCUGAAUCAGGAAAUGUGACGGAAUCAAAUCUAAAUCAAGAUCAAGCCACGUUUGAGCAAAAUAAAGAAGUCAGCCUGCUGGCCAAGUUUGAUCAGGAUUUGGAGAAAAUUGUCAAAGUAUUCGUGAAAUUUACAACUGGAUCUGUAAUAGGACCGAAAUACAAUUUGCGUGUGCAGAGAAUGAGGCUCAGGUCUACUUUAGAUCCAAAUAGAGCAAUACUUUGCCGCUAUGACUUUGUAUUAACAGAAAAUGUGGAAGUGGACUUUCAGUCGGUCCCAUGUGAAAACUCCAACUUCUUUACCUCAUGCUGCAGCGACAACACACCACAGUGCCCCGUGUGAGGAAACCUCAGUGCUGCUGAAGAAUCUUGUUUCUCAGAUGAUGCCAUGACUAGCUGCACAUGAGAUUCAUCACAAGUCCCAAAACAAACUCGGACUGGUCCCACAUCAAGGCCCGUCUAUAAAACAUAACUAUCUCAUAAAA